Molecule: messenger RNA, 3355 nt
Organism: Mus musculus (house mouse)
Lineage: Eukaryota; Metazoa; Chordata; Mammalia; Rodentia; Muridae
Gene: Gpr12
Product: G-protein coupled receptor 12
Exons: 3
Coding region: 1395-2399 (334 amino acids)
Biological process (GO): G protein-coupled receptor signaling pathway
Cellular component (GO): membrane; plasma membrane
Molecular function (GO): G protein-coupled receptor activity
Source: RefSeq, a predicted model, not a curated record
AGUCAGAGCAUGUAACCACUGAGCCACCUCUCCAGCCCCACAUUGCUCAUUUCCCAUUGCUCUGUUCUAAAAAUGCUUCCGCUUAUUACAAAGAAAUGAAAAGAGACAGGAGCAUCCCUUCACAGCAGUACCUGCUACCUGGGAUAAUGUUGAUUUUUGUCUUACCACUGGUCCAGGGUGUGUCUGUGAGUGCUAAGAUAAUGUCUUCGUGAAUUUGUUCACGCAGGCUUUCAAACGGUCCUUGACGCAAGUGAUGUCUCCUUUCCAUACACACGACUAUUAAACUCCAUAGAACCUCGUUUCUUAAAGUGUGACCCGCAGGUCGGCAUCACCAGCAUCUUGGGACUGACGCCGGGACCCCAACCCCAGAACUGCUGGUUUCUAAGUCAAGUUUCAGAAGUGUUGCCGCAGGGAAUACAGGACUCAGAAAGAGUCCUGGAGCCUUUUGGGGGACAUGAGAAGACUCAGCAGAAAACUCAACAGCUCCACGUGUCCCAAAGCAGAAUGUCCAGGGAGAGAGUUCAGAAGCAGUGUGAGAGCUCAGGUUGGGCGGAACGGAUCUGCUGCAUUAUGGCAAGGCUGGAGAGCGUGAUUAAAUUUAAGAUCUGAUCCGGUUCCAGGAUGAGAGACACAGGCUAGUCCUUUUCCGGCAGGCAACCUUCAGGAUCUUAACCCUAGACUCCGCGGAUGAGGUACAGGAAACAAUAAAUUAAUAAGUGUCACUUGGGUACUUAAAUGAAUUGGGUUUGGGCCAGUGCCUGAAGGAAGCUUUUGCAAGAAUGCCCUAAAUGAUUUCCACUCGCGAACGGCUCCGAGAGUGCCUAAUAAGUGCAGCUGGGCGAUCUAAGUAGCAGCAGCUCCUAUCCAGUUAAGCGAACGUCCCCAAGGGAACAAUAAUUUGCAGACCGGCCAACUGCAAUCUAAGAGAGGGAGUCGCUUGCUGUUGUAAGUCUCCUCCGCCAGCCCUAACCUGCUUACCCCGCAUUCCUCCUGUUCAUCCCGAAAACCCGGCCGUUUACAAUUCUUUAGGGGAAAGCAUAAGAAGCCGAGCCCCAGGGUCAAGGGCGCCUCGGGGAAGCCACAGGAUCAAAGUAGGUCGCCAGACUCUCCGGCCGUUCGAGUGGGUCUUCGCAUGACUGUUGCAGGCGGGCGUCCACGGUGGCGGGCUCCCGCCCCUCACGCAGCUGCGACCUGCGGGGGCGCGCGCAGCCUCGUGGGGUUCCCGCGGAUGCGCGCCCGGCGGGGAGCGCGGAGGGCGGAGAGCCGGGCGCGAGCACCGCAGCUCACCUGCCGCGGGCGCCACCACGGACGUGCCACGCGGGUGGCCCGAGCUAUUCGGCAGCACUGAAGGAGCCACCCCUCGGCCAGGGCGUGCCAAGAGGACAGGGGUUAAAAUGAACGAAGACCCGAAGGUCAAUUUAAGCGGGCUGCCUCGGGACUGUAUAGAUGCCGGUGCUCCAGAGAACAUCUCAGCCGCUGUCCCCUCCCAGGGCUCUGUUGCGGAGUCAGAACCCGAGCUCGUUGUCAACCCCUGGGACAUUGUCUUGUGCAGCUCAGGAACCCUCAUCUGCUGUGAAAAUGCCGUUGUGGUCCUUAUCAUCUUCCACAGCCCCAGCCUGCGAGCCCCCAUGUUCCUACUGAUAGGCAGCCUGGCUCUUGCAGACCUGCUGGCUGGCCUGGGACUCAUCAUCAAUUUUGUUUUUGCGUACCUGCUUCAGUCAGAAGCCACCAAGCUGGUCACCAUCGGACUCAUUGUCGCCUCUUUCUCUGCCUCUGUCUGCAGUUUGCUGGCUAUUACUGUGGACCGCUACCUCUCGCUAUAUUACGCCCUGACGUACCACUCCGAGAGGACCGUCACCUUUACCUAUGUCAUGCUAGUGAUGCUCUGGGGAACCUCCAUCUGCCUGGGGCUGCUGCCCGUCAUGGGCUGGAACUGCUUGAGGGACGAGUCCACCUGCAGCGUGGUCAGACCUCUCACUAAGAACAACGCUGCCAUCCUCUCCAUCUCCUUCCUCUUCAUGUUUGCUCUGAUGCUUCAGCUCUACAUCCAGAUUUGUAAGAUUGUGAUGAGGCACGCCCAUCAGAUAGCCCUGCAGCACCACUUCCUGGCUACAUCGCACUAUGUGACUACCCGGAAAGGGGUCUCGACCCUGGCUCUCAUCCUAGGGACCUUUGCUGCCUGCUGGAUGCCUUUCACCCUCUAUUCCUUGAUCGCCGAUUACACCUACCCUUCGAUCUAUACCUAUGCCACCCUCCUGCCCGCCACCUACAAUUCCAUCAUCAACCCUGUCAUUUACGCUUUCAGAAACCAAGAGAUCCAGAAAGCCCUCUGCCUCAUUUGCUGUGGGUGCAUCCCUUCCUCGCUGUCUCAGAGAGCUCGGUCUCCCAGCGAUGUGUAGCAGCCUUCUCCUCAUAGGACGCUGCCUCUACCAAGCGCUCCCACCUCCCAGGGCGGCCAGUGAUUUCCUUCCUUAAAUUCUUUGCACUGGAUCUCACAAGCAGAAGCAAUGACAUCUUUUAGACACGUAUUGACAGUGGAAAUCAUCUUACCAGUGUUUUUUAAAAAAAAAACAAAACAAAACUCGACUUCUCGGCUCAGCAUUCUGUUGUUUGGUUUGGGAGUUAGGAUUUGUUUGUUUGUUUGCUUGUUUGUUUGUUUGGAGGGUGUAAUGGGACCUCAUGUGGCCAUGAAAUUAUACAAAAGUCUCGGGAUUUUUUAACCUAGGCUUGAAAAUAAAUCAAAGUUUUAAAGGAAACUGGAGAAGGAAAUACUUUUUCUGAAGGAAAUACUUUUUUUUUUUUAAUCAAGGUAGAUCUUCCAUUCUGUAUGUAUCUAACAGGAUAGGAGCUUUGCCAUAUAACCAAAAUAGUUUAUAUAAUUACAUUUGGAAGGGCUUGUGUUUAUUUCUAGGAAUUCAGUAAUAAGUGACCAGUAACAGAGGCGCGAACUCCUUUCUUUCCUUUCAGCAGUAGUGACUGCUCUUAAGAAUCACUUUGCAGUUUCUCUGUGUUACAGUUUGGUAUGCAUGGUUACCUGUGGUAGUCAGAUCACUAAUUGCAAUAUUGCCAUGUUAAACCCAGAAUUAAAAGAGUCAUUUUUUCUUCAAUACAGUUUUUGAAAUAUCCUUUCCAAAGUGAGUCAUGAAAAAAAUGUUUCCAAUUACAUAUGAGAUAGCACUGGUUAGAUUUGUCAUUGUGAUUUUUAAAACUCUAGACUGGUGGUUUUCAGAAAACAAAAGAGAAAAUAUUAACAGCAUCUAUUGAAAGAAGAUUUUAUUUAUUUUUAAUAUAUUCUGAGAGAAUAAAUGGUGUGAUACUAUUAAGAAAUAUACAAACAUGACUUUUCAAAUCUCUA